UCAUUGCUUUACAUUAACAAACACUCAUUGCCAAGAGCUGCCAAAAAUAUUUAAGGGGCCUUACAUUUUACACAGGAAAGUAGUUACAGACACUUUUUUUUGUGGAAGCUCAAAGCUGAUGUUGUAGAGAUGGCUGAAAAACCCUCUAGAGAAAUAGAGGAAUCAUCAUCUGAGUCUGACAACGAGUCCACCCCACCUCUGCCUCAUACUUCUGCAGCACACCCCACAGCUAGAGCAGCAGCAAAUGAGGAGAAUGAUUAUGUAAUCAGAGUGAGUCUUAAACGGAAAUUUGAAAACAAUGAAACAACAAAGGCCAAAAAACGUAAAACAAUGCCAGAGAUUGGCAACCAGUCCAAAUCUGCCACCUACUCAUACAUAGUAAGGAUGCUUGGCCCUAGGGGUGAAGGGCCAGGAAACCAGAAGAGACUAAAAAUGUCGGAGAGAUCAAAUCAGAGGAGUGAUGAAGUCAAACCAUUAGAAAAAAACGAAAACCCAGCUGAGGAAAAUGAAGAAGCCAUAUUAGAGACUCACAGCGAUUCCACCCCAACACAGCUGUGUCGUAAUUGUCUGAAAAACCUAAAGAUCAUAGAAAAGAGAUUCGUCUACACCAACGAAGACAUCUCCUUCGAGUUUGGCAAGCCUCUGGCAUCUACGAGCACACUAUCAGCGAGUGAUGGCAGCACUCUGCCCAGUGGUAACAAACUGUUCGAGAUAAAUCUCAAGGAAGCCUGGGCUUGCUGCAGACAAAAAAACUACUCAGCAGCUGCGGAGUACUUUUCAAGGGCUCUAGAGCUUUGCAACAGAGGCAUUUGUGUAGAAAAUCCCUUGGAGGCAUCUGCAGAUGAUAUUUCCAGUAUUGCCAGUUUUAUUGAGACAAAGCUUGCAAUGUGCUACUUAAAACUGAAGAGGCCCAGUGAUGCUCUGACUCAUGCACACAGGAGCAUUAGUAAGAAUCCAGCUUGCUUCCAGAACCACAUGCGCCAAGCUGCUGCAUUUAGGGCCUUAGGAAGAUACUCAGAAGCUGCAAGGAGCGCCAUGAUUGCUGACUAUAUCUACUGGCUAAGAGGAGGCACUAAACAGCAUACAAGCAAGUACAUCAGAUACUAUUGGCAGACUAUGAUUGAAGAAGCCAUUGCUACCCAGUCGUCUUUUGCAGUUAUGUACACACCAUUUGAGGCAGAAGAAAAGGAUUACAGUACAACAAGCAAGAUGCAGCUUAAAUUUGCUGAAAAGAACCCUGAAUACUUGCAGUACCACUAUACAGAUCCUCAGGGAUUUCACUUCUUGCCAAAAUCAACUAAGCGGCUAUCUCGAUCUCCCAGGCCAUACUUUCUGACCUUGGGUUUCAGAUGCAAAACUGUUGGAAAACUCGUGGAAAGGUGGACAACCAGAAAACUGUCAAUACUUUCAGACCGGAAUGCGUCUUUCAAUACUCUCAUGGACAAGGAAGCAGAGCAAUAUUGGGAAAUCAUUGGGCAAAAGGUCAUGUCAGCAAUGGAUUUUAGAAGAAGCACCAAGUUAACUGACCGUUGCCCAUGCUCCCGUGCCAUAGAGAAGCUGCAGCAGGCCAGCCUCUUUGGCCGCAUGAACAACCUGGAGAUACGGGACCAGCUACUGGAGCAAGUGCUGGCUGAGAUUGCAACCCUUCCCUACCUGCAGGACGUCAAUGAGGAGGAUAACAAACUGCUGGAGCUGCUAAUGGCAGAUGCCAUGGACACCCUCGGAGGAAGAAUUGAUAACCAACGUGUGUGGAAUGAAAUUCCAAAGAUUGGACUCCUUGAAGACUACUCGUAUGAAGUAGAAGACAACUACAUAAAGCCCAAAAUUCUGAACGAAGCAAGAAAAGGAAAAAGGAAGCAGACUCCAAGUUUACAGCAAGCUGAGAGUCCCAAAAAGGCAUCAAGAAGGACACCAGCAGGAACACCACAAACACUAAGAAAUGCACAAGGAAGCACACAACAAAGCAGACUACAAAGAAUGCCAGAAAGCACACUACACAGCAGAUCACAAAGAACAUCAAGAAAUGUGCCACAAAGAAGAUCACAAAGAACAUCAGAAAGUAGAGCACAAGACACAGCAGGAAUUGCACCAGAACUGUUGUCUCUUAUCCGCCCCUGUUCCGUAGUUCUUGAGCAAUUAGACUUUCUGCCAUAUACCUUGGGUAGAUAGAUAAGUACAAGCUCCCUUUCCACUUAGGAACCCUUCCCCUCACUGUCUCCUUCCCCUUGCUGCACCAAACCCAUCAGUUUUCCCAUGGUCUGCCCAGCCUUAGAGAACAAUGCCCUUUAGCCAUGUUAGAGAGGAGUUUGAUUCUGUAUUAGAAGUCUGUUGUAUUGUACCCCAUUUAACAUUAUUAAACAGUUUAUUCAAAGUCUAAAGAAAA
This is a messenger RNA of Pogoniulus pusillus (Red-fronted tinkerbird), 2383 nucleotides long. It is a transcript of the gene SPATA16, whose product is annotated as spermatogenesis associated 16. Gene Ontology annotation, cellular component: Golgi apparatus. Lineage: Eukaryota; Metazoa; Chordata; Aves; Piciformes; Lybiidae. The coding region runs from base 130 to 2169 and encodes 679 amino acids. The transcript is spliced from 11 exons. Gene Ontology annotation, molecular function: protein binding. Gene Ontology annotation, biological process: spermatogenesis. The record is from RefSeq and is a predicted model, not a curated record.